Molecule: messenger RNA, 190 nt
Organism: Diversispora eburnea
Lineage: Eukaryota; Fungi; Glomeromycota; Glomeromycetes; Diversisporales; Diversisporaceae
Source: the annotation of a GenBank genome assembly
AUGACAUUAGAAACAGCGAAACAAUUACUAGAGUUACAAGGAGUUUUUGGCAAUAGCAACAGUAAUAAUAUUACUAAUGAAAUUGCCAUAUCAGAUAUGCCCAAUAUUUAUUCUACCAUGUUUCUUAUUCAUUCUUCUAAUGAUUUCGGUUAUUGUAAUUUUAGAAAUAAAAUUAACUUAAACGGAAUUU